Molecule: messenger RNA, 588 nt
Organism: Cyclocybe aegerita
Lineage: Eukaryota; Fungi; Basidiomycota; Agaricomycetes; Agaricales; Hemipholiotaceae
Source: the annotation of a GenBank genome assembly
AUGGAUCCCUCUUGCAGAAUCUUGGCCGUCUCCGCCACGAUAGACGGGGCGAAAGCGUUCAUUCAGCAAAUCAAAACCAUUUCAAUCACAUCACCCUCUCAAACGGAUGCCCCUACCACAGUAACAUCGCAGGCCGUGUCGAGUGACGCCGCAGCUUUCGCGCACAUUCCCUGGACGAUCACGAAUCGAUAUUACACCGCCGAUGUUCACUUCGCGCCCCUAAGGAUGGAGGCGGUGACUUCUUCUAUCUUCUUGGCUGGGAUGAACCGACGUCCGCCACCCGCGAUUGUGUAUGUGUGGAGGGAGGGCGAGGCCUAUUCUGACCACAUCGCAGAGCUGUCACGAAUCAUGGCUUCGGAAUCGUACGAACCUGAGGUUUCAUUGGCUGUCCGAAUCCCUGCCCCAAAAUCCGACGCCGAGCCUUCUACGUCACUUGCACGUAAGAAUGACGAUGCAGAAGACGACGGAAUGAACGGCGACAUCGACAACACGCUGGUGUCGUACGGGUUUGAGUACAUCGACGGCACGCGGCCAUUGGAAGCAUCGACAAGUGCGAGCGGGACAGAGUUGCGAGAUGGCACGUUCUAG